Messenger RNA from Panicum virgatum (switchgrass), 2320 nucleotides. Its product is annotated as cysteine-rich receptor-like protein kinase 10. Gene Ontology annotation, biological process: protein phosphorylation. The record is from RefSeq and is a predicted model, not a curated record. Gene Ontology annotation, molecular function: protein kinase activity; ATP binding. Lineage: Eukaryota; Viridiplantae; Streptophyta; Magnoliopsida; Poales; Poaceae. The transcript is spliced from 7 exons. Bases 29 to 2077 code for a protein of 682 amino acids.
UCCUCUCUCCUCACCACCAGCAACCACCAUGUCUAUGGCCGACUACUACCAUGCCAUCGCCGCCUUGGCCUUCUUUAUCUUCUCGGCGCUCGUCACCACUGCCGAGGCCCAGCCGAUGCCAUGGCAGCUGUGCAAUACCAACAGCGGCAACUACACUGUAAACAGCAAGUAUAAAGCAAACAUAGAAUACCUAGCCACCUCCCUACCGCAAUACGCGGCCUCCUCCCCAUCCCUCUUCGCCUCUGGCUCAUCGGGCACCAGCCCGGAUGUCAUCUACGCCCUUGCUCUCUGCCGUGGCGAUACAAACGCCUCCAGCUGCGCCACCUGCGUCGCCGCAGCUAUUCAGAGCGCCGAGCAACUGUGCCCGCUCAAUAAGGGCGUGACCAUGUACGACAAUCCAUGCAUCCUCCGGUUCUCUGACAAGGGCUUCCCUAUCAGCCAUCCCUACAACAAAGGCAUGUAUAUCGCUUGGAGCUUUGACAACGUCACUGCGGCGGAGUCACCAGCUUUCGAGGCGGCCACCGCCAAACUCGUCAACGCCACCGUAGAGUACGCAGCGGCGGACCCAAUCAGGCGAUUCGGCACGGGGGUGGAGGCGUUCGAUCAGAGUUAUCCCAAGAUUUAUUCGUUAGCACAGUGUACGCCGGACAUGACAGCGGACGAGUGCCGGAGCUGUCUCCGGGACAUAAUUGGGAGGUUCACUGCAACUUACUUCGCAGGAAAGCACGGCGGACGAGUUGUGGGGGUGCGGUGCAACUUCCGAUAUGAGACGUACCCUUUCUUCUAUGGCAGCCCGCUGUUGCAACUGCCCGGGCCGCUAGGGCCAGCGCCUGCACCAGCUUCCACAGCGACUGGCGGAGAAGGAACGAGAGUUCAGAAAAGGACUGUUCUAGCUAUUGCAGUGCCUACAGUUUCUGUUGCUGUAGUAUUAACUGCCAUUGUAGCAUGGUUUUCCUUAUGGAGGACGAGACUGGCGGCAAAAGCAUUACAACCAAUUCGAACAGUGUCUACUGGUCCAGAUGAUGAGAUUCAAAGUAUCGGCUCGCUCCUACUUGAUCUAUCAACACUUCGACUUGCUACAGACGACUUCUCUGAACACAAAAGGCUCGGUGAAGGUGGUUUCGGUGUUGUUUACAAGGGAGACCUACCUCAAGGUCAGGAAAUAGCUGUGAAGAGACUCGCACAGACUUCUAGACAAGGAAUAGAAGAGCUGAAAACUGAACUCCUUUUGGUCGCGAAACUGAACCACAAGAAUCUUGUAAGGCUUGUUGGUGUUUGCUUGGAAGAAAAUGAGAAGAUACUUGCAUAUGAAUACAUGCCCAAUCGAAGCCUUGAUACAAUUCUUUUCGAUGCAGCUAAAGCCAAGGAGCUGGGUUGGGAACAAAGAUUCAAUAUUAUACUUGGAAUCGCUAGAGGCUUACAGUACCUUCAUGAGGAUUCUCAACUCAAGAUAGUUCAUCGUGACCUCAAAGCAAGCAAUGUUCUGUUAGACUCUGCUUAUAAUCCUAAGAUUUCUGACUUCGGGUUAGCAAAGAUAUUUGGAAGGGAUCAAUCACAGGUUGUCACUCACCGUAUUGCUGGAACAUAUGGAUAUAUGUCACCAGAGUAUGCUAUGCGCGGUCAGUAUUCGAUCAAGUCAGACGUGUAUAGCUUCGGUGUACUGGUCCUAGAGAUCGUAACAGGGAGAAGAAACUUUGGCUCCAAUGACUCCGAGAAAGAUGGUGAUCUGAUAAACCUUACAUGGGAACACUGGAUCAGGGACAAAACCAUCGACUUGAUCGAUCCAUCAUUGAGCAACCCCUGUCCCAUUGACAAGGUGCUGAAGUGCAUCCACAUUGGGCUUUUGUGUGUUCAGCAAAAGCCUACAGAUAGGCCGUUGAUGUCAGCCGUUAACUUCAUGCUUAGCAGUAGCACAGUCUGUCUCCCCUCAUUGUCCAGGCCUAGCAUCUGGUUCCAGGAGACUGGUGCGAGCUCAAACGAUAAUUCAGAACUAAAUCCAACAGCUUCGAUUACCUUCGGUACCGCAAAAAAGGUGUCGCAGAAUGAUGUGUCCAUCACCGUACUCGAGCCCAGAUAAGUCUUGAGUGUUGAGAUUUGAAACUUUUUUCCCUCUCCCGCUCACCUCCACAAUAUAAUCUUUGAUUUGUUAUAAGCUGUGAUACGCACACCACUUCUCAGGUCAAUAACUUUUUUUUAAUAAUUAGAGGAGUUUUGGGUGUAUUUAGUUCUUUUGGUGUAAAAUUUUUGAAGUAUACGGACACACAUUUGAAGUAUUAAACAUAGACUAAUAAUAAGACAAAUUACAGAUUUUGCCUGUAAA